Pecten maximus is the source of this 1419-nucleotide messenger RNA. RefSeq lists its product as uncharacterized. The record is from RefSeq and is a predicted model, not a curated record. Lineage: Eukaryota; Metazoa; Mollusca; Bivalvia; Pectinida; Pectinidae. The coding region runs from base 1 to 1419 and encodes 472 amino acids. The transcript is spliced from 3 exons.
AUGUUGCUGCUACAUUUACGUCAUCCGGAUGAUUAUUACCUGAAGGAUGGAAUAGGCCACAGUGACAGUUGGCUUGACAACGAGGAUGAAAUAGGCCACAGUGACAGUUGGCUUGACAACGAGGAUGGAAUAGAUUACAGAGACAAUGGGCUUGACAACGAGGAUCGUAUAUAUUACAGAGACAGCGGGCUUGACAACGAAGAUGGAAUAGGCCACAGUGACAGUUGGCUUGACAACGAGGAUCCAAUAGGCCACAGAGACAGUGGGCUUGACAACGAGGAUGGAAUAGGCCACAGAUACAGCGGGCUUGACAACAAGGAUGGAAUAGGCCACAGAGACAGUGGGCUUGACAACGAGGAUGGAAUAGGCCACAGAUACAGCGGGCUUGACAACAAGGAUGGAAUAGGCCACAGAUACAGCGGGCUUGACAACAAGGAUGGAAUAGGCCACAGUGACAGUUGCCUUGACAACGAGGGUGAAAUAGGCCACAGAGACAGUGGGCUUGACAACGAGGAUGGAAUAGGCCACAGAUACAGCGGGCUUGACAACAAGGAUGGAAUAGGCCACAGUGACAGCUGGCUUGACAACGAGGGUGAAAUAGGCCACAGACAUUUUCGUAAACAUCUAUUCGCAGCUCUUCUAGACAGUGGGCUUGACAACGAGGAUGGAAUAGGCCACAGAGACAGUGGGCUUGACAACGAGGAUGGAAUCGAUUACAGAGACAGUGGGCUUGACAACGAGGAUGGAAUAGGCCACAGAUACAGCAGGCUUGACAACGAGGACGGAAUAGAUUACAAAGACAGCGGGCUUAAAAAUGAGGAUGGAAUAGGCCACAGUGACAGUUGGCUUGACAACGAGGAUGGAAUAGGCCACAGAGACAGCUCGCUUGACAACGAGGGUGGAAUAGGCCACAGAGACAGCUCGCUUGACAACGAGGAUGGAAUAGGCCACAGAUACAGCAGGCUUGACAACGAGGAUGGAACAGGCCCCAGAGACAGUGGGCUUGUCAACGAGGAUGGAACAUGCCACAGAGACAGCUCGCUUAACAACGAGGAUGGAAUAGGCCACAGAGUCAGUUGGCUUGACAACGAGGAUGGAAUAGAUUACAGAGACAACGGGCUUGACAACGAGGUUGGAAUAGGCCACAGAUACAGCGGGCUUGACAACGAGGAUGGAAUAGGCCACAGAUACAGCAGCCUUGACAACGAGGAUGGAAUAGAUGACAGAGACAGCGGGCUUGACAACGAGGUUGGAAUAGGCCACAGAUACAGCGGGCUUGACAACGAGGAUGGAAUAGGCCACAGUGACAGUUGCCUUGACAACGAGGGUGAAAUAGGCCACAGACAUUUUCGUAAACAUCUAUUCGCAGUUCUUCUGUUAUUUUCCAUAAGAAGCCUCACCUUCAAAUUCUCUGUUUAA